AUGGGCGACAUUGCGAUGGAGCCGUAUGGGAAGCACCCUCAUACCCAUGAGGAUGUCUUCCCCGCCACCGCUUCUCCGGCCGACAGCUUCGACGAUGAUGAGGUCAAACAGGUGCAGGCGCGGGAUUACGAUCCACGAUAUGAUCAACGUGAUAUGAGACGGUUGGGUAAAAAGCAAGAACUGAAACGUCGCUUUCGAUUCUUCUCCAUCGUCGGAUAUGUCAUGGUGUUGGGCCUGACAUGGGAAUUCUCCCUCGUCUUGACCGUCUUCUCCCUCGCUAACGGCGGUACCGCUGGUGCCAUCUGGAUAACACUCGUCGUCUGCUUCGGAUCUUUCUUCGUCAUGUUGUCCAUGGCUGAGAUGGCAUCGAUGGCGCCUACGUCUGGAGGACAAUAUCAUUGGGUCAGUGAAUUUGCGCCUGCGAAGUAUCAAAAGGUCUUGUCCUAUGCUGUCGGCUGGCUCUGUGCGCUCGGAUGGCAAGCUGCCAUGCCUACGGUCGCAUACAUUGGCGCUCAGCAGAUCAUGGCCUUGAUCUCCGUCUGCGACCCGAGCUAUGUCGCCCAAGGUUGGCACGGCGCUCUCUUGACUAUGGCCAUGGUCGCCAGCGCCAUCUCCUUCAACACAUUUGCUAUCGGCAAAUUGCCCGUUUUGGAAGGUCUGGCCGUCAUCCUGCACAUCUUCGGCUUCUUCGCUUUCUUCAUCAUUCUGUGGGUCAUGGGUCCCCGCGCGCCAGCCCAGGAGGUCUUCACCACCUUCCAGAAUGGCAACGACUGGAGCAGCGUUGGAUUGGCCACACUCAUCGGUAUUGUCGGCCCGACCACCACCUACUUGGGUGCCGACUCCGCCGUGCACUUGUCCGAAGAACUCCGCGAUGCGGGCCACGUCCUUCCACGUGCCAUGUUCUCGGCCGCCAUCAUCAACUACGUCCUGGGUUUCGCUACUACCGUCACCUUCAUGUUCAAUGUCGGUGCCAACCCGGAAGACCUCAUAGAUCCCAGCAAGAACCCCUCUGGUCAACCUUGGGUCGCUGUCAUGCUGAACAUCACGGGUUCCAAGCCGGCCGUCAUUGUGCUCAUCAUCGUCAUGAUCGUCCUGUACUUCUUCUGCGCCGUCAACCAAGUCACCACCAGCAGUCGUCAAGUCUACGCCUUCGCCCGCGACAAGGGACUUCCCUUCCAUGCUUUCCUCUCCCGCGUCCAGCCUGGCAACGGCGUGCCCACCAACUCCGUCUACGUGACCCUCAUCUUCACCAGCCUGAUCGCGCUGAUCAUCAUCGGCUCCCCGCCAGCCUUCAACAUCAUCCUCUCCGUCUCCGCGACCGGCCUCUUCACCUCCUACAUCGUCGUCAUCUCCGUCGUCCUGAUCCGCAAGCUGCGCGGGGAGACCUUCCCGCCCUCGCGCUUCAACGUCGGGCGCCGCCUGGGAAUCUUCGCCAACAUCGCCGCGUUGUGCUUCCUCUCCGUCGCCUUCGUCUUCCUCUUCUUCCCUCAGAUCCCCAGCCCGGAUGCGCCGAAUAUGAACUGGGCCAUCCUCAUCUACGGCGUCGUCGUCAGCUUCGCGCUGAUCUAUUAUUACAUCUACGGAAGGCAUCAUUAUGAUGGUCCUGUACAUUACGUGCGCAAGGAUUAUUGA
Molecule: messenger RNA, 1632 nt
Organism: Dissoconium aciculare CBS 342.82
Lineage: Eukaryota; Fungi; Ascomycota; Dothideomycetes; Mycosphaerellales; Dissoconiaceae
Product: amino acid transporter
Exons: 8
Coding region: 1-1632 (543 amino acids)
Biological process (GO): transmembrane transport
Cellular component (GO): membrane
Molecular function (GO): transmembrane transporter activity
Source: RefSeq, a predicted model, not a curated record